Entrophospora sp. SA101 is the source of this 304-nucleotide messenger RNA. Lineage: Eukaryota; Fungi; Glomeromycota; Glomeromycetes; Entrophosporales; Entrophosporaceae. The record is from the annotation of a GenBank genome assembly.
AUGUCGCCACCACUUGACCCUGAAUUAAAAUAUCGUCAACCAUUGCAACAAAAUGAAAUUGAUAAUAAAUACGAAAGAAAUUAUGUGCCACCAAAUAUCACCAUCAAAGAACUUCGUGAUGUGAUACCUCCUCACUGUUUUCAAAGAAGCACUUUAAAAUCAAUGAGUUAUCUAGCGAAAGAUCUCAUUGCAAUAAUGAUACUUGCUUAUGGAGCUACUUUUAUAGACAAAUAUAUUGCUUCAUUACCUUUAAGGUUUUUGGCUUGGUCAUUUUACUGGUUUUGGUGCGGAGCCUUUGCUACUG